Molecule: messenger RNA, 1683 nt
Organism: Varanus komodoensis (Komodo dragon)
Lineage: Eukaryota; Metazoa; Chordata; Lepidosauria; Squamata; Varanidae
Product: 25-hydroxyvitamin D-1 alpha hydroxylase, mitochondrial
Exons: 9
Coding region: 22-1539 (505 amino acids)
Biological process (GO): C21-steroid hormone biosynthetic process; cholesterol metabolic process; cortisol metabolic process
Cellular component (GO): mitochondrial inner membrane
Molecular function (GO): oxidoreductase activity, acting on paired donors, with incorporation or reduction of molecular oxygen; monooxygenase activity; iron ion binding
Source: RefSeq, a predicted model, not a curated record
UUCGCGCUUUCCAGAGCCAAGAUGUCUCAGACACUCAAGCUAGCCAGUAGAGCAUCUUUGUUUGCGAGAUGCUUCCCCGACAUCUGGGCAGAAUCUGUCCUCAAGUCCCAGGCGACGGUGGUUAAAACCCACAAGACCCUGGAGGACAUGCCAGGACCCUGCACCCUCAGCUUCAUCGCCGAUCUCUUCUGCAAGAGGGGGCUCUCGAGACUGCAUGAACUCCAGAUGGAAGGCAAAGCCAAGUACGGCCCAGUGUGGAAGGCCAGCUUUGGGCCCAUCCUCACUGUCCAUGUGGCAGAUCCCACCCUGAUAGAGCAGGUGCUAAGGCAGGAAGGCAAGCACCCCAUCCGCUCCGACCUCUCCUCCUGGAAGGACUACCGGGUGUGCCGGGGCCACGCAUACGGGCUGCUGACUGCGGAAGGUGAGGAGUGGCAGCAGAUCCGCAGCAUCCUAGGAAAGCACAUGCUGAAGCCCAAGGAGGUGGAGGCCUACACCGGCACCCUGAAUGACGUGGUGGGAGAUCUGGUCCGCAGAUUGCAGCACCAGCGGAAUUGCCACGAGCGGCAUGUCGUCAAGAAUGUGGCUGACGAAUUCUACAAGUUUGGAUUGGAAGGCAUCUCUUCAGUCCUCUUUGAAUCCCGGAUCGGUUGCCUGGAGCCCAGCGUCCCAAAGGAAACAGAGGCCUUCAUUAGCUCCAUCAACACCAUGUUUGUCAUGACACUGCUCACAAUGGCGAUGCCCAAGGUCUUGCACCAAAUCUUUCCUAAGCCGUGGCAGAAGUUCUGUGAAUCCUGGGACUAUAUGUUUGCAUUUGCCAAAGGACACAUUGACAAGCGGAUGGCCGAGGUUUCUGAAAAAAUCUCCCAGGGAGAAAAGGUGGAAGGAAAAUACCUGACUUACUAUCUGGCGCAGGAGAAACUGUCCAUGAAAUCUAUCUAUGGGAAUGUGACGGAGCUUCUGCUGGCUGGCGUGGACACGAUCUCGAGCACCUUGUCCUGGAGCUUGUACGAGUUGUCCCGGCACCCCCAGGUGCAGGCGGCCCUGUACCAGGAGAUCGCAGAUGUGAUGAAGGGCAGCCUUGUCCCGACAGCGGCCGACGUGGCCCAGAUGCCUCUCCUGAAGGCAGUGGUGAAGGAGGCGCUGAGGCUGUACCCCGUGAUCCCUGGCAAUGCACGCGUCAUCUCGGACAGGGACAUCCACGUGGGAGACUACCUCAUCCCCAGAAAGACUCUGAUCACCCUCUGCCAUUACGCUACCUCACGCGACGAGAAGUACUUCUCCAACCCCAAUGCGUUCCAGCCGGAGCGGUGGCUGCGCAAGGAUGCCGCGCAUCACCCCUACGCCUCCAUCCCCUUCGGCUUCGGCAAGCGCAGCUGCAUCGGCAGACGCAUCGCGGAGCUCGAAGUGUACCUGGCGCUGGCCAGGAUCCUGAUGCAUUUUGAAGUGAGACCAGAGCAAGAAGGGCAGAUUGUGAGACCCAUGACACGCACCCUGCUGGUCCCAGAGAGGGAGAUCAACCUGCAGUUCCUGAGCCGAUAAAGAGAGCAAUGCUGAACUGAACCACGCGCAUGGGCUUCUCGUCGAAGCACAGACAGAAUUUAAGACCCAGAGGAGAAAAUGCCUGGCAGCCUGGACUGAAGCAAAGUCUUUGGGAAGGGCUUCCAGGGGCCUGUGAUGUGGGGA